UUCAGGACCACCCCACGCCACCUGGUUAUUUGGUUGGCCAGCGCCCUCGUUGUACGUCAUUUACCCGCGCCACCCGGAAGCUAAGGUUCUUACCAACCCUUCUUUUUGCCGGCGGCUCUCAGGAGCCCAUCAUGGCGACGCCCCCUAAACGGCGGGCGGUGGAGGCCACCGCGGAGAAGGUGCUGCGCUACGAGGCUUUCAUCUCUGACGUGCUGCAGCGGGACCUGAGAAAGGUGCUGGACCAUCGCGACAAGGUAUAUGAGCAGCUGGCCAAAUACCUUCAACUGAGAAAUGUCAUUGAGCGACUCCAGGAAGCUAAUCACUCGGAGUUAUAUAUGCAGGUGGAUUUGGGCUGUAACUUCUUCGUUGACACAGUGGUCCCAGACACUUCACGGAUCUAUGUGGCCCUUGGAUAUGGUUUUUUCCUGGAGUUGACACUGGCAGAAGCUCUCAGGUUCAUUGAUCGUAAGAGCAGUCUCCUCACAGAGCUCAGCAACAGCCUCACCAAGGACUCCAUGAAUAUCAAGGCCCAUAUCCACAUGUUGCUAGAGGGGCUUAGAGAACUACAAGGCCUGCAGAAUUUCCCGGAGCCUCACCAUUGACUUCUUCCUACCUCCCCUGACAUUAAAGAGCCUGAAUGUCUUUGA
Balaenoptera acutorostrata (minke whale) is the source of this 647-nucleotide messenger RNA. It is a transcript of the gene UXT, whose product is annotated as ubiquitously expressed prefoldin like chaperone. The transcript has 7 exons. NCBI's taxonomy places the organism in Eukaryota, Metazoa, Chordata, Mammalia, Artiodactyla, Balaenopteridae. Gene Ontology annotation, biological process: negative regulation of transcription by RNA polymerase II. The coding region runs from base 132 to 602 and encodes 156 amino acids. Gene Ontology annotation, molecular function: transcription corepressor activity. The record is from RefSeq and is a predicted model, not a curated record.